AAAAUCUGAUCACCUGUAGACUCGGUUUCCGGCGGGGGAUGUCCGGUGACGCACGCCAUCUGCGGGUCUGGAUAUCAAAGGGCUGAGAGUAACUAAAGUGAAGUAGGAGUACAGGAGAGUAAUCCCAUUACUACCGGGCUGGCUGCUAUAAAGGAGCGCGUGCCGGGCUCUCUGGACAGGAGAACGCACGAGACCGCAGAAAGAGGAGAAGUUGUUGCAGAGGCUGAGCGCGCGCAGAGCUUUGAAGACAGUUGGCUGGAUCCCGCCACAACGUUUUGACGCACGCACGCACUAUGGACUACUGUUGAGCUCUGUGAAGAAGCAGUGCGCGCACAGAACAGCUGCUGCUCGUGGCUCCAACCUUCGGCUACUCGUUUUGUUUUUUUUUCCGAAGUCGGUUAUCAGCGGUUAUCUGAACAGAACAGUGAGUCUAACUUAUUCGAACUGCGUCGAAGAACAGCGUCGGCAUGAUGAAGUUCCUGCUGUUAGCAGUUUUAGUGGCUCUUCUCGCCGUCGCCCAAGUUUUUGGUGAGGAAAACGACAUAAAAGAAGAUGCUGACUACUGGACGAGCAGUAAUCAAAUUCAGGACGGCUGGCUUGCCAACAACCCUUUCAGAGAAGCCCUGCUGAGGAUGACGAGAAAGCCGCGGCCGCGUCAGUUCAUCGGUCUGAUGGGGAAACGCUCCAUGGCAAAUCCACAGAUCACCCGCAAAAGGCAUAAAGUCAACUCUUUUGUUGGACUGAUGGGAAAAAGAAGCCAAGAGGAGCCAGAGUCCUAUGACUGGAGCACAAUACAGACGUACGACAAGCGUCGCUAAACAGUCACCCCCCAUCCCCCCCAC
This is a messenger RNA of Perca flavescens (yellow perch), 842 nucleotides long. RefSeq names its product tachykinin precursor 1 (gene tac1). Lineage: Eukaryota; Metazoa; Chordata; Actinopteri; Perciformes; Percidae. The coding region runs from base 468 to 818 and encodes 116 amino acids. Gene Ontology annotation, biological process: tachykinin receptor signaling pathway. The record is from RefSeq and is a predicted model, not a curated record. The transcript is spliced from 5 exons.